GCAUUUUGUAUGACAUGCCACGUGUCGUCACUAUUCCGCAUCUCAACGCUAGAAUUGACGGUGAUUAAAGCAUGAGAACCUUCAAUCUACGGUCCAGAUGAAGCGGAGUACACGUAGUAGUAAGACCACCGUUUCAUCACCAACUGGCUACAAAUUAGGGCUUCUGUUGCUUUUAUAUACUCUGCACUCUACUUCUACAUAUUGUUUUCUUCUCCAUAGCUGCAGAGCUUUUGUCUCCAUUUCUUCUUCUUCUUCUCUGUGAUAUUCGAUUCAAUCAUGGGAAAAGGACCUGGUCUCUACUCCGAUAUCGGCAAGAAGACCCGAGAUCUUCUGUACAGGGAUUACCAGACUGACCACAAAUUCACAAUUACGACCUACUCUCCUACCGGAGUUGCUAUUACUUCAUCUGGAUUGAAGAAAGGUGAUCUAUUUCUGGCUGAUGUUAACACUCAGUUGAAGAACAAGAAUAUCACAACUGAUAUAAAAGUAGACACGAACUCAAAUCUUUUGGCAACUGUUACUGUCGAUGAAGCUGCUCCUGGGCUGAAGACAAUUUUUAGUUGCCGAAUUCCUGAUCAAAGUUCUGCAAAGAUGGAACUUCAAUAUUUACAUGACUAUGCUGGGAUAUGCACCAGCGUUGGGUUGACAGCAAAUCCCAUUGUCAACUUCUCUGGUGUCUUGGGAACCAAUGUUCUUGCUCUAGGAACUGAUGUAUCCUUUGACACCAAGGCAGGAGCUAUCACAAAGUGCAAUGCAGGCUUGAGUUUCACAAAUGCCGACCUCAUUACUUCCUUGAAUCUUAAUAACAAGGGAGAUUCUUUGAGUGCAUCAUACUACCACAUAGUCACCCCCCUGACUAGUACUGCUGUUGGUGCGGAGGUGACCCAUAGCUUCUCUACCAGUGAGAACACCAUCACUGUUGGAACUCAGCAUCAAUUGGAUCCCUUGACGACUGUUAAGGCAAGGGUUAACAACUUUGGCACGGCAACUGCUCUGAUCCAGCAUGAGUGGCGUCCAAAGUCUCUUUUCACCAUUUCAGGAGAGGUGGACACCAAAGCUGUUGACAAAAGUGCCAAAUUUGGACUAGCCUUGGCUCUUAAGCCAUAGGCAUAGUCAGAGGUUUAGGACAAUCACCCGUAGACAAUGGACUAUUGAGCAAAUUAGAAGACUUGUUUCUGUGGCAAUUUAUCUGGUAGUUCUGGACUGAAAAAAUAAUUUUAGGUGGUUGUUUCAACCAACGUCGUGUCAUUCUGACAUCGUACAUUCUUAUUCUCAACUCUUUUUGACAACUCUUUUUGAAACUGAUGAUGGGUAAGUUGGGUACCUCAUUAUACCCAUAGACUCGAGGCUUGAGAGUUUUUUGCUCGAGAUUUUUGUCCAAGUAAAAGCGCAUUGUUGAAGAAUCAUUAUCCAUAAUAUGUUUUCUACUUGGCAUGUUCCAAAAUUUAUCCUUAAUUCGUUGGA
Messenger RNA from Solanum tuberosum (potato), 1464 nucleotides. Its product is annotated as mitochondrial outer membrane protein porin of 34 kDa-like. The record is from RefSeq and is a predicted model, not a curated record. The transcript is spliced from 6 exons. Gene Ontology annotation, cellular component: mitochondrial outer membrane. Bases 277 to 1107 code for a protein of 276 amino acids. Gene Ontology annotation, molecular function: voltage-gated monoatomic anion channel activity. Gene Ontology annotation, biological process: monoatomic anion transmembrane transport. NCBI's taxonomy places the organism in Eukaryota, Viridiplantae, Streptophyta, Magnoliopsida, Solanales, Solanaceae.